AUGAUGACCCUUGUAAGCCUUUGUCGAACCCUCCUGCUCUGUGCCGCCUUUACAGCCUGUGUUGAAGCACAGUCAUUUCUUACGGCUAUCUCCCAGUUUCCAGAGCUAUCGAAUUUUACCACUCUUAUGUAUGAUAACCCAGGACUUGCAGGGGCGCUGUUGACCUCCAAUGCCACUUCUCUGACCCAGAUCACGGUCCUGGUGCCGGACAACUCUGCUUUCGACAAGCUCGAAGCGCAAUUGGGUGCCCCAGUUGGUAGCUUGACUGUCGAGCAACUCGAGCCCAUUCUCCAGUAUCUCGUCUUGGUGGGUGAGUGGACGACAGACAACUUCAUCGUGCAGAAUGGGACCACUGUGCCGACUCUUCUGAACGGUCCCAUGUACAAUAAUCGCUCUGCCGGCCCCGCCCUUGGCUCAAGCGGAGCUCCCAAUGAUCCUCACAAUGGCCAAGUCGUCUUCAUCCAAGCGUCUAACUCAAAUCCCACGUCAUCUAAGCGCUUUAUCGUUCGUCAGCUACCUCAGCCUACAGCAACAGUGCAAGGUGGGCUUGGCCAGCAGAUCAACUUGACUGCGAUUGACGGAUAUUGGGACGGCGGUGUGUUUCAGAUAGUGGACCAAUUCCUGGAUCUUCCUCUCAAUUGCUCCCAGACAAUUAGCAUAUGGAACCAGACCACCUUUGCGGAUGGGUUAAGGCGCACAGGCAUUGGACCGGCUGUUGACAUCACCCAAAACGUCACCUGUCUUGUCCCGACCAACGAAGCCUUCGUGCAAGCGAGCCCCGGCGAAUUCGGCUACAACAUCACUGAUCUGGCAGAGCUCAUCCUAUUCCACACCAUCGACGAACCGCUGUACACGAAUUUCUUGGCUGAUGGCCAGGAGUAUACGUCGUUUUCGAACCAAACUGUCCGGAUUUCAAUUAUAGACGGGUCCAUCUUUGUCAACGACGCAAAGCUGAUCGUCACAAAUAUCAUGUAA
Cladophialophora bantiana CBS 173.52 is the source of this 975-nucleotide messenger RNA. RefSeq lists its product as uncharacterized. The transcript has 2 exons. The record is from RefSeq and is a predicted model, not a curated record. Bases 1 to 975 code for a protein of 324 amino acids. NCBI's taxonomy places the organism in Eukaryota, Fungi, Ascomycota, Eurotiomycetes, Chaetothyriales, Herpotrichiellaceae.